AUGGAGACUACCAAGCCGGAAACGGACGGAGUGCACAAAGUGCAGUCUCAGUCUGUACCGGAGUCGGACGAUGACGUGUCGGACGAAUCGCCUGAAGCCGAUGAGACCGAAGCGUUUGAGGAGCACAUCGCAGAGAUCGUCUCAAGGAUGGCGCCAGAGCGACCAGACAUCAUUCAAUGCGUGUUGGCGUCGCAAGCUCUUGCGUGCUUUGGGCGAGCCUUACGGUCUUCAGGCAGUACGAAGGGCCGCCAAGGUGUCCCAACCGAUCACAUCCAGGAGUUCUGGAGCCACAGCUGGCAUGGCAACACAUGGCACAAGGUCCUGACUGCUAUCUAUUUGUGCAAUGGUAUGUCGGCAGCAGCGGUUGCAUCACUGGGGGCUCUACUUCUGUGGGUACUCGUCGCAUGGAGCCAUCUGCCAACGGAAACUCUUUGGUGGAGAGAGCACCCCGCAGCUUCCUUCUGGUGCACCGGAGCGAGCAUUGCUCUGUAUUGCUGGGCACUCUUCUUCUUGCAGCCGCGUCGGCGGGUGUUUUUGGAUGUUUUGUGCAUAGAUCAGCAGGACAAUUCCUUGAAGGCGGCAGGCCUGGUCAGCAUGGGGGCCUUCCUCAAGUGUUCAGAUUCGAUGCUUGUGCUUUGGGACCCCUCAUAUACUCAUCGCCUAUGGUGCGUCUUCGAGCUGGCCGCAUACCUGCACAGCCGCCCCGCAGACAAAGUGAAACUCAUCAUCCGACCGACAAUUCUGGGCCCUGUUUUCAUCUCUUUGCCAGUGGCUCUGUUUUUCUUUAUCGUGGUGAUCAGCGUGAUCCCUACUGGUCAGCAUUCCAUCAUGUGGCCCCUCAUGGGCCUGGCCAGCUACGUUGGCUUCUACAAGAGCUGUUCGAUGUUGCGUGAGUACUGGCGGUCGGUGGAGCUUUUGGAGAAGCAGGUGGCAGGCUUCACCGCGAAGGAGAGCCUCUGCUGGUGCUGCUCAACGGAUCACAAGGACGAAUCCGGCGGGACUAUGGUUUGUGAUAGGCAAAUCGUGUUCCGAUGCAUUAUCACAUGGUUCGGCAGCCUCGAGAACUUCGAGACCAGGGUACGUACAGAUGUGUUAGAAUGCUUAGUGGACCAGCUGUCCAAGCAGAUCUUCACCUACAAGCAAUGUGCCGUUGCUGGUCUGCCAUGGUUCUGGUCUUCAUUUGACCCAUCAGCCGUGGAAGCCGCGUUAAGGAUCCCCGACUACGACCUCCUUUUCAAACCCUUCGAUCUCAGUGGAACAAUGAGACCCAUUGUUCGAGGCUUCGGCUGGGCUGCUGGAUUUCUGCCAGUGCUGUUCUUCCUUACAAGCAGGCUUGCAUUCCUCCUAAGACGCAAGCGUGAGAGCAUGUGUGCUGAAGUCUUGGUCAACUCUUUCAUCCUCAUCGCGAUGAUUGCCGUUUUCUUUGUCCUCCUGGUGCUUGAGCAAGUGCUCUGGACUUUCGAGGGCUCAUUUGGAGCAUUCAACCUGGCCUACCACAGACUUCCAGGCACGGGAAUUUUCGUCGGCAUCUUGCUCUCCACCGCUGCCCUUCUGUUCUCCUGCAUUGGCCCUCGGUGCUGUGGUAGACGGAGUUUUAUUCCUGCUUCUGAGCAGCACACGAUGGGUCUUGAACCUGACAGGUGUGUACCGGACAGGGGUGUUUAG
Molecule: messenger RNA, 1665 nt
Organism: Symbiodinium sp. CCMP2592
Lineage: Eukaryota; Dinophyceae; Suessiales; Symbiodiniaceae
Source: the annotation of a GenBank genome assembly